AUGGAGGGCGGAAAUGGAACCAACGGUCACGAUCUCCCCGCAUUUAAGCUUCUUCUUUCAUGUCCCUCUGGCCUCUCUCCAUCUCAGGUGUCUGUAGUUUUUGAUCAAUCAUAUGAUCGGAUUCCUCAUCCGGAUAUCAGUUUGGAAAAUUCCAUUUCCGAGAUAUGGGAUGGGAGAAUUCAACAAAAUCCUUCUCUCUUCAAUGGACUAAAGUUUAGGUAUGGAGGACACAUCCUUAGUGGUGGCAAUGAUUCCUCUCAAGAGACUCAUGUUUGCCUUCACCUUGGUCUGACAGAUUAUAGGACUUUUGUUGGAACAAACUUGAAUCCUUUGUGGGAAAGAUUUCUUUUUCCUUCUGAAGAUGAUUGUAGACGGUGUCAACACACAUCUAGUCCGCUAGGAAAUGGUGCAAUUGUAGAGACGUCUGAUAGAAAAAUACUUGUGCUGCAAAGAAGUACUAAUGUUGGUGAAUUUCCGGGAUCCUUUGUUUUCCCUGGUGGCCAUCCAGAGCCCCAAGAAGUUGGAAUAACAUGCCAUCUGCAUGAUGGAGAGUUGAACUGUCAGAUGGUCAACAGAAAGGUUUCUGAAGAAAUGUUUGAUAGCAUCAUUCGUGAAGUAGUUGAAGAAAUUGGAGUUCCUGCUGCUACCCUGGGAAAGCUUUUCUUUAUUGGCAUAUCCCGCAGAGUGUUGAAUGUUAGACCAACUGCUUUCUUCUCUAUUAAAUGCAGCCUUCAGUCGGAGGAGAUUCAACAGCUUUAUACUAAUGCUCAAGAUGGCUACGAGUCAACCAAGCUUUAUGCUGUGACAAUGAUUGAAUUGGAGGGCAUGACAUCUAAAAUGCCUGGGUGUCACCAAGGAGGAUUUGCACUGUAUAAGUUGAUGUUAGAUGCUGUGGAGAUACCCUGA
Fraxinus pennsylvanica is the source of this 906-nucleotide messenger RNA. Lineage: Eukaryota; Viridiplantae; Streptophyta; Magnoliopsida; Lamiales; Oleaceae. The record is from the annotation of a GenBank genome assembly.